AUGGCUGAUAUCGUCCACGUUUUCGCGAAAGAUGCUUGCCCUCCUGCGGGCCCUUACUCCCACGCCAUUAGAGCAAAUGGACAGGUGUUCCUCUCCGGUGCGAUCCCAGCCGAUGAAAAGGGAAAUGUGAUUGAAGGGACCGUCGGGGAGAAGACCGCACAGUGCUGCAGGAAUAUUGCUGCCGUAUUGGCUGCGGCGGGUACCACAGUCGAUCGGGUGGUUAAGGUUAAUGUCUUCCUCACGGAUAUGAAUGACUUCGCCGAAAUGAAUGCUGAAUAUGAGAAAUUCUUCACUCGUCGCCCUGCUCGCAGCUGUGUUGCUGUCCACCAGCUUCCCAAGGGUGUCCCCGUCGAGAUCGAGUGUAUUGCUCUACAAUAG
This is a messenger RNA of Paracoccidioides brasiliensis Pb18, 378 nucleotides long. RefSeq lists its product as uncharacterized. Gene Ontology annotation, molecular function: deaminase activity. The record is from RefSeq and is a predicted model, not a curated record. The transcript has 4 exons. Gene Ontology annotation, cellular component: mitochondrion; cytosol. The coding region runs from base 1 to 378 and encodes 125 amino acids.